AUGAACCUAGUGGGCGGCUACCCCCAUCCACACCCUCACCAUCACCCCCCUCACCCUCAUCCCAUGCUGCACGAACCCUUCCUCUUCGCUCCAGCCUCACGGUGUCAUCAGGAGCGGCCUUAUUUCCAGAGCUGGGUGCUGAGCCCCGGAGACGUCGCCCCAGAUUUUCCUGGGAGGCGACCGCCGCCCGCUGCCUACAGCCCGGAUGCGGCCGGGACCGCGGGGCCAGCGCAGAGCCCUGGCAGGCUGGAGGCGCUGGGUGGCCGCUUGGGCAGGCGGAAAGGCGCGGGGCCCAAGAAGGAAAGGCGGCGCACAGAGAGCAUCAAUAGCGCCUUCGCAGAACUUCGCGAGUGCAUCCCCAACGUGCCCGCUGACACCAAGCUCUCCAAGAUCAAGACCCUCCGCCUGGCCACCAGCUAUAUCGCUUACCUCAUGGACGUGCUGGCCAAGGACGCUCAGGCCGGGGACCCUGAGGGCUUCAAGGCGGAGCUCAAGAAAGUGGACAGCGGCCGCGAGAGCAAGCGUAAGAGGGAGCCGAGUCAGUACGAAGGGUAUCCUCAGCCCCUGGGACCCGGAGAGAAAAAGAUUAAAGGGCGGACAGGCUGGCCACAGCAAGUCUGGGCUUUGGAGCUCAACCAGUGA
This is a messenger RNA of Vombatus ursinus (common wombat), 642 nucleotides long. RefSeq names its product heart and neural crest derivatives expressed 1 (gene HAND1). Gene Ontology annotation, biological process: heart development; regulation of transcription by RNA polymerase II. The transcript has 3 exons. The record is from RefSeq and is a predicted model, not a curated record. The coding region runs from base 1 to 642 and encodes 213 amino acids. NCBI's taxonomy places the organism in Eukaryota, Metazoa, Chordata, Mammalia, Diprotodontia, Vombatidae. Gene Ontology annotation, molecular function: RNA polymerase II transcription regulatory region sequence-specific DNA binding; protein dimerization activity; DNA-binding transcription factor activity, RNA polymerase II-specific.